AGGGGCUCGACGCCCUCGCUCUCUCCCCCCCUAUACAAAACUCCCCAAAUCCCCCGCAGGGCCGACCAUGGCGGACGAGCAAUGCCGCGAGGGAGGCUACUCCCAGCUGAGAGAUCUCCGCAUCGGCCUCGAUCGAGGAGGCGAAGGCGGCAAAGGAGGAGGAGAAGAGGGCGGCGAUAGCGACAGCGGCUUCUCGCUCUCUAACUCUGCUCGCCCUUCUUCUGUGAUCCUUCGUCAGAUAUAUUCAGAAAAUGAAAAUGAAGUUCCCUUUCUGGCUCCGAGCAAGGAGAACAAGCUGACACUCUUUCCUUUGAUGUUCUUACAUAAUGAAGCUCCAUCUACUGGCAGUGACACGCCACGCACAUCUGCAGAGAUCUAAUGCCCACUGGGGAAAUGGGUUCAUGUUGGAUGUGAGGUAUGUUGUUUCAUGAGUGCAAGUUCUCGUUAUAUAAAUUAGAAUCUUCACUAUGUGAAAAGGUUCCUGUCUGCCUCUUUCUUCAGUAGCCAUUCAUUGGUCAUCGAACAAAAUUCAUAUGAAUUCAGAGGCACAUGCUUUCUCCCUGAAUCCUGAAGAUUUCAGGGAGAAAUUGCAGGGAAAAUGUUCUUUUUCAUGUGAAUGUGAUUUUAUCUUACGUGGUUAAAUGUCUGCAAUAAAGAUAUACUUACAAUCAUCCCCUUAAUUCCUGCAAUGAAAAUCUCAUAUAUACAUAUACAUAUGGAGGAGAAGGCUAAAUUGUAAGGAUCCUAAUGGAAUGUAUUAUUGCCGUACCUUUUCUGCCAUACAGGAUUUGUCUAAUAAUGAAUGACUGUUAAUGACCACCCAACAUUUUGUUAUAUAUAUACAUAUUAUCUUCCUCAAUCACUAGUUGAUUUUUAUCUAGUUGGUCGUAUUACAUCUAUCUAGCCAGAAUGAAGUGGGCAUUCUCUCUCUUCUUUCUUGUAGUCUUCGUCUCUGUCACUUUACAUGUUCAUCAGGCCAGUGGGGCUGCAAAUAUUGUGAAGAGCAUCAUUGUCGAUCUCAAUGGUAAAGGAGAUUUCAAGACAAUCCAAGAGGCCAUCAACUCAGUGCCUGCUAACAACAACCAAUGGAUACGGAUUCAUGUCUCGGCAGGAGUCUACAGGGAGAAGGUGCACAUACAAAACGAUCAACAAUUCAUCCUACUGGAAGGUGAAGGGCGUGACCAAACAGUGAUUGAGUGGGGGGACUAUGCCAGCGAUCCUGGGAAGCAUACUACUAUCACCUCGGCGACUUUCACGUCAAGUGCAGACAAUUUUGUUGCUAAGUAUAUUACUUUCAAGAAUAGUGCUCAAAAUGUAGGGCAAGCAGUGGCAGCUUCGAUACAAGGGAAUCAUUCUGCUUUCUAUGGCUGCGGCUUCAUUGGCGUCCAGGACACGCUUUAUGAUCAAUUUGGACUGCACUACUUCAAAGAAUGCUAUAUUGAGGGUGCGGUUGACUUCAUAUUUGGAUGUGGCCAAUCUAUCUAUGAGAAAAGCCUGAUAUAUACAGUUCAACGAGCUGGUGUUGUGACAGCUCAGGGAAGGGAGAGCCCUACUGACGAGAAUGGGUUUGUCUUCAAGGGCUGUGUUGUGAAUGGGACUCACAAAGCCAGUUUAGGGAGAGCAUGGAGAAAUUAUGCACGGGUAAUAUUUUAUAAAACCUUCAUGUCAGACAUUGUGGAUCCUGAAGGGUGGAAUGCUUGGGGGGGCAAGGAAGAAGAUACAACUUUUGUGGAAUCUGGUUGUCAUGGACCCGGGUCAGAUACAUCACAACGGGUGAAGUGGAUGAAGAAACCAAGUCCUGCUGAGCUGAGGAAGUUCACCCAUAUAACAUAUAUUGAUAGUGAAGGAUGGAUUAGUGCACAACCCUAAAUUUAAUUAUAUUCGAACUGAUCUUAAUGAUGCACGAUUUCCUAUGUAAGUUGUUGCCUUCCAUUGUUGCAUGCACUCUCUCGCUAUCUGUUCUAUCAUCGGAGGUUGUCAUUACGCUGUCCUGUUUAGAAACUUAAUGUAGACAAACAUUCUAUUUUGUUA
This is a messenger RNA of Phoenix dactylifera (date palm), 2031 nucleotides long. Its product is annotated as putative pectinesterase 10. Gene Ontology annotation, molecular function: pectinesterase activity. The record is from RefSeq and is a predicted model, not a curated record. Gene Ontology annotation, biological process: pectin catabolic process; cell wall modification. Lineage: Eukaryota; Viridiplantae; Streptophyta; Magnoliopsida; Arecales; Arecaceae.